Sardina pilchardus (European sardine) is the source of this 675-nucleotide messenger RNA. Its product is annotated as RD3 domain-containing protein. The record is from RefSeq and is a predicted model, not a curated record. The coding region runs from base 1 to 675 and encodes 224 amino acids. The transcript has 2 exons. NCBI's taxonomy places the organism in Eukaryota, Metazoa, Chordata, Actinopteri, Clupeiformes, Clupeidae.
AUGUUCCCAUGGUCAGCGGUGUUCUCCCUCGAGCCCAAGGUGCCCGGGCAGCGCACGUCCGAGGAGCUGGUCAUCAACACGCUGAUGCUGGAGCUGGGCGCCAUGGUGAAGCGCACGGAGCGCGUGCGUCUGGAGCGGGCCGCCCAGGGCCGCCGGCGCCUCAGCUCCUCGUCCUCGGUGGACUACAGCUGGCUGGCCUCGGUGCCGGUCAAGGCCCCGUUCGAGCUCACGCCCAGUGACGUGAUGGGCCUGCAGGAGCUCUGCUCCAAGAUCCCGCCACAUCUCUGUGGCCCCUCCAUCGUCAGGUUCCGGAAGCUGGUGACCGAGAUGGAGCCCGACGUGCAGGAGGUGCCGCGUCUGUUCCGCACCGUGCUGCUCAACGUGCUGGAGGAGAUGGAGAGCGAGGCCGAGAUGCAGGCCCGCGCCAGCCAGUGGGACAAGCAGCGCAGCAAGAGCCUGUCCUUCGUCAGCUUCCGCUCGCGCUUCCGCUCGGCCCGCGGCCCCGGCGGCUUCCUGGGCGGCUCCCGGGGCAACCUGCAGGAGCAGGUGUGGAUGGACGAGGACGAGGAGGAGGAGGAGGUGCCCGAGAAGGUGGCGGUGCAGCGAGGGGCGAGGAGGGGGCGCAGCAGGAGCAUGCCGGAGAUCACCCCCAUGGAGCAGAGAGUCCACAGCUGA